Messenger RNA from Cryptomeria japonica (Japanese cedar), 420 nucleotides. Its product is annotated as F-box/kelch-repeat protein At1g80440. Lineage: Eukaryota; Viridiplantae; Streptophyta; Pinopsida; Cupressales; Cupressaceae. The record is from RefSeq and is a predicted model, not a curated record. The transcript has 2 exons. The coding region runs from base 1 to 420 and encodes 139 amino acids. Gene Ontology annotation, molecular function: protein binding. Gene Ontology annotation, biological process: regulation of phenylpropanoid metabolic process; negative regulation of cytokinin-activated signaling pathway.
AUGGAGUCUGAGAUUAUUCCAAAACUUCCUAGUGAAAUAGGUCGAGAAUGCUUACUAAGGAUGCCAUUCAUAUACCAUGGCAUGCUCACACAAGUCUGCAAAAGCUGGAGGGCUGUAGUUAAAAGUCCUCUAUUUUAUCAAGAUAGAAAACUGUGUGUUUAUGAUCCUCACCAACAUGCAUGGAGGACAAUGGGUGGCAUUCCUGCAGAUUCAACUGUGCUUGCUGUCAAUCAGAGGUUGAUUUCUAUACAGGAAGAGAGAAUUAUGACCUAUGAUUUUCCUUCUAACAGCUGGUUACAGAUAGCAGAUGUGCCCAAUUUUAGAUAUGGCAGUGUGUUUCCAGCAUCUCCAGAAGGCUACAUAUACUUUGCUGGAGGUGAUUUCAACACAGUGAGAACUAAAGUGUUUUGGGCAUCUUGA